Molecule: messenger RNA, 343 nt
Organism: Dentiscutata erythropus
Lineage: Eukaryota; Fungi; Glomeromycota; Glomeromycetes; Diversisporales; Gigasporaceae
Source: the annotation of a GenBank genome assembly
UUAUGCGCACGUAGCUGCUCACGCACCCAAAUCAUAUGUUCGUCCAAAAAUUAAUGAAAAAGGAGAAGGUCGUUUUUUGUUAAAAAAUUCGCGUCAUCCCUGCCUAGAGGUUCAAGAUGAUGUUUCAUUCAUUUCAAAUAAUGUUGAACUUGUUAAAGACCAGAGUGAAUUACUUAUAAUUACUGGUCCUAAUAUGGGAGGAAAGUCAACUUACAUACGACAAAUCGGUGUUAUUGCGUUGAUGGCACAAGUUGGAUGUUUUGUUCCAUGUUCAGAAGCUAAUAUUUGUAUAUUUGAUUGUAUACUCGCUAGAGUUGGUGCGGGUGACAGUCAACUUAAUGGU